Messenger RNA from Passer montanus (Eurasian tree sparrow), 4261 nucleotides. RefSeq names its product family with sequence similarity 107 member A (gene FAM107A). Gene Ontology annotation, biological process: regulation of actin cytoskeleton organization; actin filament bundle assembly; actin filament polymerization. The record is from RefSeq and is a predicted model, not a curated record. NCBI's taxonomy places the organism in Eukaryota, Metazoa, Chordata, Aves, Passeriformes, Passeridae. The coding region runs from base 550 to 1155 and encodes 201 amino acids. Gene Ontology annotation, cellular component: stress fiber; neuron projection; synapse. The transcript is spliced from 4 exons.
UGCAACAUGCCAGGGAAUAAUCACGAUAGCUUCGAGCGGUUGCCCUGGUGCCGGCUUGGCUGUUGCAGUGGUUGCUAAAGAGAGUGGGCGUGCGGCUUCCUCUGGGGCGAUCUGAUUUCUCCAGGAGCGUGGUUAAGGCACGCUGAGGAGGAAUCGUCCUCCGUGGAGCAGGGACGCGACCUCUCCUGCAGCAGCGGCGGCUGUGCCGAGCAGGCAGCUCGGGUGCCCGGGCACGCACAGAGCUGUUCGCUGAGGGGCAGAAAAGCGAUCGGCGCCUUCAUCUGUCCUGGGAAAACACCACCAGCAAAGAGCCGAGGCAAGAAGUUUUCAGGGCGGCGGAGGGAGCAGCACCGAAGGCCAGCGGCGGCUGGCGGGCCGAGCCGCGGCGCUCCGUGAGGGCCCGCUGGGGUGGCAGGAGCGGCAGGGAGGGACGGCCGCCACCUGCACGUGACCUGCCGUCCCUGUGGCACCGCACGGAGCGGGCAGGAGCCGGGCGCCUUCCUCCGAGCGGCCAAAAGUCUGCCGGGCGCCGGGGCGGGCAGCGGCCCCAUGUCGUGGGGCGCAGGGCAGCAGCUGCCCGCCGGGCUCCCCCGGGCCUCGCUGCGGAAAUCAGGUAAGCGCAGGGCCCCGCUGCCCCCGGGCCCCGCUUCUCCGGUGCUCCCUGCUGCGGGCGGGCUGCCUCAUCCCCUGGGAUUGCGCUGCGCUCUGUACACAGCAUCGAUGUACACGGAAAUACAGCGGGAGCGACCAGAUGGUGGGAAUAUCCUGACUCACCCAGACUACAUAGAUGGAAACCCAGACCUCAUCAAACCUAAAAAGCUCCUAAAUCCUGUAAAAGCCUCAAAGAGCCAUCAAGAGCUGCAUAGAGAGCUGCUGAUGAACCACAAAAGAGGUUUGGGCGUGGACAGCAAGCCAGAGCUGCAGCGAGUGCUCGAGCACCGACGGCGAGACCUGCUCAUCAAACAGAAGAAGGAAGAGGAAGAAGCAAAGAAAUUGCAGUCUCCUUUUGAAAAAGAGCUAUUAAAGAGGCACCAGAGGCUGGAUCAGCUGGAGAAGGAGCAGGAGAAGCAGGAAGACCAUGCACCAGAAUUCAUAAAAGUCAAGGAAAACCUGAGAAGAACAUCAACGGUGACAGGGGACGAGAAAGCAGCAUAGCUUCUGCCAAAACCCAACAAGAUCCUGCCAAGGCCAACACCCCCACUGAAAUCUCUGUACAGGGUGAACAUUCCCAGCCACACCAUUGGGGCUACUUGCAGUUAUUAACACUUGCUCCAGUAGAAGGCACAGAAAAGGUUUUCCCAGACCAGGAGGGAAUCACUGUGGGAAAAGUGCAGUAUUUACCAAAGUACUCACACAAGUGGAUGCAGAGAGAAUGGUGUUAUUUUCCCCCCAGACUGUGGGUGCACACUAACCACCAGCUAACUCUUGCUUAACUCUAGAAACACAGUGAAUAUUUCAAACAGGGAGGUCUGUGUAGGAACAGCCAGGGGGACUCCUGCUUCUCUGUGGAAGCAGGUUUGCCAGGCACAAGGGGACAAGAGGGCAGCUGCAGCUCUGGAGAGCCUCCUAGAAACCUGGUAACUAAAAGGGACAAUCUGUGUAUUACUGAGAACAGCCCAAGUGACCAUAAUGGCUUUCCCAAGAGUCACUGGCUUUGCAUCAGUGUGCCAGUCAAGUGUGGCUGAGGCUGUGUGUCUCACCUGCUCUAUCAGAAAUACCAACCUCUGUGUGCCCUUACCAGAGCAGCACAGGCAGGUGCAGCUAUACUUCACAAGCAGCUUUAAACAGCAUUUCAGCCAUUUCAAAGUGGCUUUUUAGGCAGAAAAUACAUUGGGCUGCUCCAUCAACUCCCCAGGUGGAAGGCAAAUGCUCUGUGCAGAAGGCAAAGGCUGGGUGUUCCCAGCAUGGGUGUCCAUGGAAGUGUGCAGUGACCAGGCAGCAGAUCCCUGUGGAUGCAGCAGACAGACAGACAGACAAACAGCGUCUUGCCCCUGCACUACUGACCUUCAUCCCCUCUCCCAGCAGCUGGACAUGUGCUACCAUAGGGCCACCAGAAAUGCCCUGGGAUGGAGAGGGGGUGAUGUGGUCAUGUCCCACUGGUGCCAGGCUGUCCCGUUAACCACCCUGCAUGCAGCUGGUACCUGUGGGCACCAGGGGGUACAGGGCACGUAGGUCCUGGUGCAAAACUACUUGUCAGUGCUCCUCAUCCCCUUUUCCAGAGGUCAGAGCUGCCUCAUUGCAGUUGCCACUUCACAAAUCUUCUUCUUUGCUGCUGGUAUAGCCAAGCUGAGGUGGAUGGUGCAUUUGCACCAUGUUUGGGCAGAGCCUGUCACACUCACAGGGCACCUGUGCCCUGGGAUAUCUAUCUAGAGCUAGGAGUGUGUUUUCAGGAAUAUCUCAGCUUCUUGCUUCUCACACCAACCCUGAUACAAAGCCUGAACAGCAUAACUCACCAACUGCCUUUGGACACUGGCUCUUGAAUGGCCUCAGCAGACCUCGUCAGCUGGGCAGGUAAUACCUGGUUAAUCCACAUUUAUUAUCCACAUCUUCAGUGGAUCUAUAUGUAACUUAAGGGAAACUGGGCAUUUAUACAUAUUUAUUAAAAAGUUACUAAUCCAUUCUCUAGUCUCCUGGUCCAGUGGGAUGUUUCAUUUCAGAGGGCUGUUGCUUGACCUGGCAGCUUGAGUAAAAAAUCUGAGCCACCUCAUGUGUCAAGAGCAGUGAUACAGGUAUGGAGCUUCUGUGACAGACUGGCCUAUAAAAGCCCUUAACUUGAGCAUCCCAUCUCAUGGCACUGUCUCUGCUGUAGUUUUUAAGGCCCUUGCUCAUAUGCUUAUUUUAAACAUUAUUUUAUUUCAGAAAUCCAGUGCAUAUUGUCACUAUGGGUAAAAAUUUUAAAGGAUCUAUUCACAGCCUUUCCAACUGUGAAGCUUUUUAUACAGGUUAUGACUAAAACCAUAAGGAAGAAGAAGCAUCCAGUAUUUUUUCACAGGGGAAAAAAAAAGCCAAAUUUCUCCAAGGAUAAAGAAGUGUUGUUAAGGAUGCUUGCAUAUAGCUGUAAAGAACACUGCAUGAUGCUCCAUAGGUAACAUCAGUAACUAUGAUACUCAUAGUAACAAGCCAGAAUUACUGUGCUGAGUUUUUGUGAGGAGUUAUGGCACAGAUUAAGUAACCUUGAUCAAAGAGCUCAAAAAAAUUCAGCAAAUUAAUUUGUAAUUUUGCCACAGAUGGAAACGCACUCCAGGAGAGGCAAUCUGUCACUCCAUAUGCACCAGUGAAAUCCAUGUUAUCAGCUCACCCAGGCUGGGACAGGAGCAUUUAUGCAAGUCCUUGGGUGGGAGCCAUCCAGUAAGGUCAGCAGUGAAGAGGCAGAAAGAAUUUUGCUGCUCUUCUUAAGUAUUCAAAUAUUACCUGGAGGGGAAAAAUAAAUCAAAGUAUCUCCUUUUGUCUACCAAGCACAGAGAGGGGCUGCACACAACGCAGUCCAUUGUGGCUGAGGGUGUCUGGGUCAUUUCCAGCAGAGGUCCCAAAGGGCAAGGAAGGGCUGGGUGACACUGUCCCAACCCAGGCUGGGCUAGCAGAGUCACAAGGAAUCCUUCCAGCAGGGACAGGCAGCACAGGCAGCACCCUGGGGCACCCAGCAGGGCAGAGAGAGCUUCAGCCCUGAGCAGAGCUCCAGGCUCCAGCCCUCGGAGAUGGCACAUGGGAAAUGAUCCUUUCACUGCUGAAGUACUGGCUUAAACAUCACAGCAUUUUCCAGCACAGCUCUUCUCACCCCUCUGAACUGAUAACCCCCAGCUGGGCUCAGACACAGAGCCUGUACAGCUUUCACCUAUGCUCUUGGGCUUCAUGCAACAGCAGUGAGGAGGUGGCACCCUAAAAAAUCAGGGUAGGUAUCUCCAGGAAGAUUUUGGGGUAUCUUUGUGUCUCUUUCUUUUGCAUUAUUUUUUUCCUAUGCUUCUGAAGCACAUUCCUGAAUUAAACUGGUGUAUCCAGAAGGUACAGAUUAUCAGAUAAUAUUGAUGGAAGACAGUUUUUUGCACUGUGUAUGUUGCUUGUGUGGUAUAUAGUCUGUAUUCUGUGUUGGUGUUUAUAAAUUUAUAUAAAACUAUAUAUCAGGCACCUCUACUGAAUUAACUCACUGUUUAAUGUGGACUCUUCUGAAGAAAUAAACUAAAUGAUGAUUGUAUAUUUUGCUCUUUUCCACAAAGAACUGAAAAAGUUCCAAGGAUACAAACAGACAACAGCCAAAUAAACUGAA